UUGACAGGGCACAGUCAGGCAGAGCCCGCACUCCAGCUUAGCGUUCAGUUAGGCACAGACGCCCCUCGGCCCCUCUCCCACUCUCUUCCGGACGUUUUUUGUUGGUGCCGCCGAACAGCAAAUAAGCAGCCAUGGAUGCCAUCAAGAAGAAGAUGCAGAUGCUCAAGCUCGACAAGGAGAAUGCCUUGGACAGAGCUGAGCAGGCUGAGUCAGACAAGAAAGCAGCAGAGGACAGAAGCAAACAGUUAGAGGACGAAAUAAGAGAGUUGGAAAAGAAAUUGCGCGUUACUGAAGACGAAAGAGAUAAAGUGUUUGAGGAGUUCCAAACUGCUGAGGAAAAGCUGCUGACCGCUGAGGAGGUCGCCACCAAGCUUGAGGACGAUUUGGUAGCUCUGCAGAAGAAGCUGAAGGGAACUGAGGAUGAGUUGGACAAGUACUCUGAGGCUCUUAAAGAUGCCCAGGAGAAACUUGAGCUGGCUGAGAAGAAAGCCACCGAUGCUGAGGGAGAUGUCGCUUCCCUUAACAGACGUAUCCAGCUGGUUGAGGAGGAGUUGGAUCGUGCUCAGGAGCGUCUGGCCACUGCCCUGACCAAGCUGGAGGAGGCAGAGAAGGCUGCUGACGAGAGCGAGAGAGGCAUGAAGGUCAUUGAGAACAGGGCCAUGAAGGACGAGGAGAAGAUGGAGCUGCAGGAGAUCCAGCUGAAAGAGGCCAAACACAUCGCUGAGGAGGCUGACCGCAAAUAUGAGGAGGUGGCCCGUAAGCUGGUCAUCAUUGAGGGUGACCUGGAGCGUACAGAGGAGCGCGCUGAGCUGUCAGAAAGCAAAUGCUCUGAGCUUGAGGAAGAGUUGAAAACUGUGACCAACAACCUGAAGUCACUGGAGGCCCAGGCUGAGAAGUACUCACAGAAGGAGGACAAGUACGAGGAGGAGAUCAAGGUCCUCACCGACAAGCUGAAGGAGGCUGAGACUCGUGCUGAGUUCGCUGAGAGAUCAGUAGCCAAGCUUGAGAAGACCAUUGAUGACUUGGAAGAGAAACUGUCACACGCUAAAGAAGAGAACCUCGAUAUGCACCAGAUGCUGGACCAGACUCUAAUGGAACUGAAUAAUUUGUGAAAGCACAGUCUGACCCCCCCCCUCCACGCACUGUGGUUUUGGCUUUUUGUACUUGCACCUUGCUUACCCCUCUUCUCGUACCUUGCCCAUGGUGGAGAGCAAACAGCCAGAUGCUAUUCCUUUUGCACCGUCCUGCCUUCAGUGGAACUCGACCAAGGAACAAAGCUAAAGGGAAGUAAAAGCUUAACCAUUCCCUUUUGAUGAAGCCUAAACUGAGAAACACCAUUGUUUUCGCAAGCCAGUUCUUAUCUUGUAAUAAUGUCUGCCUUUUUUUUUUCUUUCUUUUUUUUAUUUUGCUCUGGUGAAAUGACAUGUGCCAUUAGUUACAAAAAUUGUUGUCCACAUCUGCAUUGAAGCUGAUCUGGUACGUUCCAUUCCACCCUGUUAAAUGCACAUACCAAAGGAUAAAGUGGAGAAAUUUUGCACUUAAUUAAACCUCAGCAUUAUGCACAUAUUGCAUACUGUAAGACAAACUAUGUUUAAAAAACAAAUACAAGCCCUCCUCCCAGAAAAUUUCCUCUCAAAUGUAAGUAUGCAUCGGCUCUGCCUGUCAGUAUGUAUACUGGUGCUACUGUAUUGUUAAGCAAUGACAGAAAAAUGCUAAUGCAUUACAGUAUAGUCUUAGAAUUCUUUAAAAACAUUGCUCAAAAUUUUUUCAACUUGUCUAUGAUUUCAGUCAUUGGUUGUGCAUUGUUUUAGCAUUAUUUUAAUGUAGAUGUUUCAAGUGUUUAUCAUAUCUGAAAUGUACAAAUUAUGACUAUAAAAUAAAAGCACGUUUUGAAAGUUU
Molecule: messenger RNA, 1899 nt
Organism: Lates calcarifer (barramundi perch)
Lineage: Eukaryota; Metazoa; Chordata; Actinopteri; Centropomidae
Gene: tpm1
Product: tropomyosin 1 (alpha)
Exons: 10
Coding region: 132-1112 (326 amino acids)
Biological process (GO): cardiac muscle contraction; actin filament organization
Cellular component (GO): actin filament
Molecular function (GO): actin filament binding
Source: RefSeq, a predicted model, not a curated record